Molecule: messenger RNA, 612 nt
Organism: Bathycoccus prasinos
Lineage: Eukaryota; Viridiplantae; Chlorophyta; Mamiellophyceae; Mamiellales; Bathycoccaceae
Exons: 1
Coding region: 1-612 (203 amino acids)
Biological process (GO): protein folding; chaperone-mediated protein complex assembly
Cellular component (GO): cytosol; nucleus
Molecular function (GO): Hsp90 protein binding; protein-folding chaperone binding
Source: RefSeq, a predicted model, not a curated record
AUGGAGGAAGAGGAAGGAAAAGGAGCGGUGUUUGGGUACGUUGGAACGAGCGUGGUUGUGCUUUCGUGCGAGAGUUUGGAUGUGUGCGGAGAAGAAGAAGAAGAGAAAGGGAUUUUGAUGAUCGACGAUUGUUCGGUGGAAACUGUCGGGGAGAAGUUGAAAAGACAAGCGUUUCGAGGAGAAGACGAAGAAGAAGAAGAAGCCUCGCCGACAUCUGUCGUCGACGGCCAACAACGCCUCCGUUCUCCUCUCUCUCGCGAAAGACGACGUAAAAAGCAAACGCACGCCAUCGAACUGGAACUUUACAACGCCGUCCUUUCCAACCAAAUCUCGCAUAAACUCACCGUCACGGAUAAAACCGUCCACCUGGUUCUCUUCAAACCAAAACCAACUCCGCACUGGCCUCGGCUCCUCGCCACGCGCGAAAAGUUCCGCCACGUCAAAACCGACUUUGACAGCUGGAAAGACGAAGACGAAGAGUUGGAAGACGAGAACAAGUUCACGUUCGACGCGAAUAAGAUGUUGAAAAUCGACCAGUACGAAGACGCGGAGUUAUUCGACGAUAUCUCCUCGGACGACGAGGACAUGCCGGACUUGACCGAAAUGGUUUAA